Molecule: messenger RNA, 2753 nt
Organism: Vollenhovia emeryi
Lineage: Eukaryota; Metazoa; Arthropoda; Insecta; Hymenoptera; Formicidae
Exons: 4
Molecular function (GO): catalytic activity; zinc ion binding; nucleic acid binding
Source: RefSeq, a predicted model, not a curated record
AUGGAGGAAGAUCCCAAGAGCCCACCCCCGGUGCCCGAAACCAGGGCACCACAAAAGACCCGCGCUGCGUCGGGUUCCCUCUCGUUGAGGGAACGGGUCGCUGAGUGCGAUAGGAGAGCGGAAGAGGCGAGGACUGCGCGGCCAGUGCUACGCCCCAGAAUUCUGGGCAAAAGAAAGGCGAUUCCGGAGCCUCCGAUGGAGAAGGCAAUGGAAGACGUCCGUAAGGUGAUGGAGGGAGUCUCCAUCGAUAACGUGACUAAGGGGGAACCUCGGGAAGUAAGGGCCAACCUGGCAAACUUGAUCGUGAGAUGCCAGGGGGUGACGGCCCUGCUACCCGGGGAACAAAAGGCGGCCAGGAAACAAGGAGACAAAGGGCUGCCCACCAUCUCGAAAAUCGAGGUGGUGAAAGGCGAAAUGAAGGCCAAAGGGAAGGAAGCAUUUAAAAAGGCUUUCAAACAAAAGGCCCAACCCCCAAGGGAGAAGGAGGUGCCCGUGGCAGGCAGGAAGCAAGAGCUGAUUCCUGGCACGUCAUGGGCGGUGGUAGUCAGGAAGGGAAAGGGGAAGAAACCGGCCCCCACUCCCACUCCUAAAGACGCCCCAAAAGAGAAGGCUGCAGUCCAAAAACCCCAGACUAAAGGGGGAGAGGGCAAAAAGGAGCUGAAAGGGGAGCGAAAGAUUAAGCUGGAAGAACUUGGGAUUGACAACGUCAAGCCCAGAAAGGCGCUCACUGGGGCAAUGUUAUUAGAAAUCCCGGGAGGCGAGGAGGCUAAAGCGAAGGCGGAUGCCCUCGCCAAUAAAAUAACCUCGGUUGUGGAAGGCAGGGGCAUCAAGGUGACGCACCCUGCCAAAAUGGCCGAGAUGAGAUUAAAGGAUCUCGACGAAUCCGUCUCACAGGAGGAGAUCCAAGCGGCAAUCGCAAAGGCGGGAGGGUGCCCGCCGGAAGAGGUAAAAGUAGGCCGCAUAAGGACAACCCCCAGCGGGCUUGGAUCCACUUGGAUCCAAUGCCGGCUGGAGGUAGCGAGGAAGCUAGCGACCACCAAAAAGGUCAAGAUUGGCUGGGUGGCCGCUAGAAUCGAGAUGCUGGAGGCCCGGCCCCUAAUUUGCUUCAGGUGUCUGGAGCGGGGGCAUGUCCGACAGCAAUGUCGAAGCACGGUGGACAGGAGCACGCUGUGCUACCGUUGCGGGCAGGAGGGACAUACGGCGCAGACCUGCACCGCGGUGCCGAACUGCGUGGUCUGCAAGGCCAAGGGACUCCCCGGGGAGAAAAAGAGAGCGGCCAAACUGGCUAAAGAGAAAAGCAGGGGACCGACGACAUCCGAGGUUCCCAUGGAGGUACAGGAGGCUGCUGAGCCCGAGAAAAUGGAUGCAGCACCCUCCGCACAAGUUGCUAAGCAGGCAACAAAGAAGGCUAAUCUCAACCAUGCCCGCCAGGCCCAGGACUUGUUCCUGCACAGCCUGGCGGAGCGUGGUUGCGGACUGGGGAUCGUGGCCGAGCCAUACAGAAUCCCGACUCACCCCUGCUGGGCGGGAAGCAGGGACGGCUCGGCUGCGAUCACGUGGAGGAGGACCGGCGAAAGGAGUGCGCCAGGGUCCACAAUCAAGGCCGGAGGGAACUGGGUGGCAGUGGAGUGGGGGCCCCUUAAAGUAAUUGGGGUGUACCUCAGGCCCAGUCUCUCCAGGGCAGAGUUUGAGGACAGCCUGCACGACUUGGAGGACGUCGUACGGCAGUUCCUCCCUGGACCGGUGCUGGUCGCCGGGGACUUCAAUGCCAAAUCGGCAUUGUGGGGUUCCCGGCGGCCGGACGCCAGGGGAGCGGAGGUGGUGGCCUGGGCGUCCCGCUUAGGUCUCCACCUCGAGAACACUGGUACAACCAGUACAUGUGUUCGACCGCAGGGGGAGUCCAUAGUCGAUCUGACAUGGACUUCCCCUGCGGCGGCGAGAAUGGUGACCUCUUGGGGGGUGGUUGAGAGUCUCGAACUUCUCUCAGACCACCUUCCCAUUGAGGUACGGCUCUUACAGGAGAGGAGGGGCGGAGCCCGGGAGCGUCCCGUAAGGUGGGCGGCCAGGAAGCUGGACCAGGACAGACUGGUGGAGUCCCUGGUCGCGGCGACCCGGUCUCAGCCUGGCCCACUGCAGUCAGUUGAGGAGGAGGCGAACAGGCUGCAGAGGAUCAUGACCGCGGCAUGUGAUAACGCAAUGCCGCGCUACAAGUUCGCUCCAAGGAGGGCAGCCUACUGGUGGUCGGAGGAGAUUGCCGAGAUGAGGCGCUCCUCAGUGGCUGCCAGGAGGGCUGUCCAGAGGGCGAGGCGGAGGCGGAACACUCCUGGGGAGGAGCUGGACCGUCUCCUGGAGGAGAAUCGACAAAAGCGACAGGAGCUUAAGUCGGCUAUCCGAAAGGCCAAAGUGGCGGCAUGGGAUGAGAUGAUCCGGUCCCUGGACACAGACCCGUGGGGGCGCCCCUAUAAGCUUGUGAUGAACAAGCUGAGCACUGGGGCGCUCCCUGCGGUUGAAACGAUGCAACCGGGUUUUCUUGACGAGGUAGUGGAGACCCUCUUUCCGGCGGGGGACCCGAACAGGGCUCCUUCAAGAGAGGUGGCAAUGGGGGAGGAGCACCAGCCUUGGACAGAGGAGCUAAACGUCUGCGGUGCGGAAUUGAUUCGCGCCGCAAGGAAGCUCAAGGCGGGCAAGGCACCCGGGCCAGAUGGGAUACCCGGUGUGGCCUGGAAGGCAGCCCUGGGGGAGCUCUCCGGAAG